UUCUUCAUCAGUUGAGAGACACCAGAGUGAAGCGUCUGACGGGAGGACUCAGAAGAUGGCAAAGAUGCAGUGGAGUCUGUUUGUGCUCAUUCUGAUGGGUCAAUCUUCCUUCUUAACAUGUCACCACUAUGAGUACCACUUUGUCAAAGAGAAUAAGACCUGGACAGAAGCCCAGAAGUACUGCAGAGAUAACUACACUGACCUGGCCACAGUGUUUGACAUGACAGACACGAAGAGACUCCGUGACUUGGCACAGAAUCAAGAUGCAGCCUGGAUCGGGCUUUACAGCGACCCUGAACUAAAUAACAAAAAAAUGUGGCGCUGGCAGUGGUCUCUGCCGGAGCUGGAGUUCAGUACUAGUGAGGAGAACUGGUAUCCUCAAGAGCCUCAAGAUGCUCUCAUCAGCGAGGCAUGUGUGCCGAUGGACAGAAAUCACAAAUGGAAAGAUGUCCCUUGUACUACUGAGUUUAUAUUUGAAUUUAUCUGCUAUGAUGAAAGGAAUCAGUCCGAUCAAAAAUUCCACUUCAUUAAAAACGAGGUGACCUGGUCAAAGGCUCAGAAUUACUGCAGAGAGCAUCACACCGACCUGGUCAGUGGACGCGAACAGUUAGACAAGAUCAGCGAAGACAUAGACAAUAAAAUUGGGGGAAAAAAUGUGUGGAUCGGCCUGUUCAGAGACAGCUGGAGGUGGUCAGAUGAGAGCAGUUUCUCUUUCAGAAACUGGAAUCGACAGCUAUUUAAAAGUGAAGAUGGCAACAAAAAAUGUGCUAUGACCAUGACCGAUGGAAAAUGGACCUCUGAUGAAUGUAAGAAAACAAAACCCUUCUUCUGCUAUGACGACAAAGUGAUCCUGAUCAAAGAGAAAAAGACCUGGGAUGGCGCGUUGGAUUACUGCAGAAAGAACCACAGUGACCUGGUCUCCAUCACUAACCCUCAUCAGCAGAGAUGGGUCCAGGAGAGAGCCAAGAAGGCCAACACUUCCUACGUCUGGAUGGGACUGCGCUACACCUGCUUUAUGGAUUUGUGGUUCUGGGUAAAUGACUGUGUGGUCUGCUAUGACAACUGGGCCCCAGGAGGAAGGCAGGAGGGUUGUGACAGGGCUGCAGCCAUGGACAUAGAGGGGAAAUGGUUCAAAAUGACUGAAAGUGACACGUUUAAUUUCAUCUGCACUCUUAAGUAGGUCUUAAAGUUCCAGUGUGUAAGAUUUUGAGGAAUAUAUUAACAGAUAAAUUGUAAUAUAUUAAGAACAUUUUCUGUGGCAUAUAAUCAAAUGAAAUUAAGAAUCAUGUUUUCGGUACCUUAUAAUGAGCCGUUUAUAUCUACACAGGGAGUGGGUCCUUGUCCACAGAGUCCAACAUGUGGCACUGCCAUGUUUCUACACUAGCCCAGAGUGGACAAAUCAAGUACUGGCUCUAGAUAACAUCAUUUGGGUUUAUGUAUAAGCCACUGUAGAUAGCAGCCCUUCUGACAAACCAAACAGCAUUGAAAAAAAUGAGAUUUUAAGGUGAAACUGCUUUAUUCUGUGUUUUUAAAGUUUUAAUCACUGGGUCUGCUUGUUUUGCAGGGGACGGGGUCUAUGCAGAUAAUUCGGCUCCUGGUAAAAACCUCUUGAAGGACUCAAUCAUAAAAUGAUCGUUUUUUUGUGGGGUUUUUUCAAGUGGUGUUGUAUGGGGUACUUAUACAGUAUAUAGUCAGUGUGUUACUUACAAUAGAUAACAGUAAACACACCUUCAGUUUGGAGAAGCAGGCUGAAGUCUAAGCAAUGUACCGCUGUGGAGGCAUCAGCAACAACACAUAUUUUAGCCACCCAAAGUCCAACCUAACAAAAUCAAUAUCAGUGUGAGUGUCUGCAAAAAUGACAGUAUUCUCGCUGCAUUUGCUCUCCUCCUGACAGUCUGUUUUCACAGGGAAGUCAUCACUGUUUUUUCUCAUUGGAGUAUGGCUUUAGACAGACAUGUAAAGGCUUUAUUUUCCUAUUUGAAAUCACUCAUGGACAUUAAGGUAAAGCAGUGAAAAUACUCUCAAUAUAGUGUACAUUUAAACUGAUAUUGUUUUUUUGGUGGAAC
Messenger RNA from Plectropomus leopardus (leopard coralgrouper), 2066 nucleotides. The record is from RefSeq and is a predicted model, not a curated record. NCBI's taxonomy places the organism in Eukaryota, Metazoa, Chordata, Actinopteri, Perciformes, Serranidae.